Messenger RNA from Fulvia fulva, 915 nucleotides. RefSeq lists its product as uncharacterized. The transcript is spliced from 3 exons. Gene Ontology annotation, molecular function: protein binding. Bases 1 to 915 code for a protein of 304 amino acids. Lineage: Eukaryota; Fungi; Ascomycota; Dothideomycetes; Mycosphaerellales; Mycosphaerellaceae. The record is from RefSeq and is a predicted model, not a curated record.
AUGGUUCUCGUCCUCCUGCCUCGCGAUCUUCUGCUCCGUCGCUGGACACAAUGCGACAUCAAACAUCAUUUUCAGGGCAGCAUUUCAUCAGUAAGCAAGCAAUUAGCUCCAGACUCAGCCGACAUGAACGGUUUCAAGCUCGGCACUCAAAACUUACGCACCACGGACUGCCCCAUCGACUUCACCAUCAAAUGCGCCGGCAAGGAGUUCAAAGUUCACCGCUGCCUCAUUGUAGCACAUUCAACGUGGUUUUUGCGCCAUUGCACUGGCGACGCUGCAGCUCUUGCCCGAACCUGUGUCGAGCUUGAUGAUCACCCGGAGAUGAUUGCUCGCAUGAUCAACUUCUUCUACACAUUCGACUACGACGACGCGAACACCGAACCUGGAGUGCCCAGAAGACAAUGCCUGACGAUUGGAGGUCAAAUAGUCAUGUACCGGUUGGCCGAGAAGUUCGGUGUGGCGGAUCUCAAAGCUCUAGCCCUCAAGAAGUUCAAGGCUGAGUGCGCGAACAACAUUACCGACCACGCACUCAUGAUGCAAGUCAUCGCGGCUGUCUAUCAGUCCAACACGGCACCAACGGACAUCGCACUCCGCAACAUCGUCACCUCCGCCUUUGUCUUGGGUGGACGAAACCCAACCUCAAGCGACGCUUACUGGGCAAACAUUAUGCGAAAUCUUCCUCUAUUCGCCGCGGAUCUUACGACAAGACUCUUGGCUGGUUGCAGUAACAAGCCUCUGGCUUCUCGGGGGUGGGGAUGUGAACACGUCGAGUGGACGUGGAUCGGCUUUUGGAGGGAUGUGAAAAACAUCCCUCCCAACGGAAGUUAUUGGUGCGAUAAGUGUCAGAUGGUGCGACGAAUGCAGCCAGCAACCUACCUCCUGGCGGAAGUCCCACUCGAAGAGUUCUGGAAAUAA